GUAACGUGCUGUGGGAAGUAGACCUUGGAGGUUUCGAGCGGGCGUGCUGUAGCUGUUAUAUGCUCGUCGAAGUACGACAUGAUAAGCAGAUGCUAGCAGAAUGAUAGAUAGACAGUGCUAUCAAGCAUUGAUGUCGCAACUUCGCCCUAUUCGCACCUGCUGUCUUGGUGCUUAUCUCGCGAUGGCGUUAUCAGUGUCUGGCUGUUGCUCAUCCUGGAUAUGCAGGUCAAUCCUGCUCCCUUAUCUAUGGAGGAGCUCAGUGCUUUUCUGCGUGACGAUGAACGAUGUAGAACAUAAAACAAAGGUUCGGGAAGCUUUAGAUUCAUAUUCUUUCCUCGUGGCCAUCAAGGUCUCGCACGUGGUCGCGCAAGAUCACGCUAUGGAUUUCUAUGACUACAAACUAUAUCCCCCACUCCCAACGAUGAGGCACUUCGAAGAAAUUAUAUAAUAGCUUCGUCCUACUUCGCACUGUCGGAAUGCUGGAUCGACAUUUGCGCUCACAAUCCAUCUGUAAUCGAAUACACGACGCAAUUAUGGAAUAUCAAGUGCUUUGCAAGCAACAACCUUACAGGUCUCUGGAGGCAAAUCUCCCUGCUGUUGUGAAAAGAUUCUUGUGGUGGAUCGGCGAGGCCGCCUUCUCGUACAGCACUACCAGCUGAAGACGGCGAGCUUGA
Messenger RNA from Aureobasidium subglaciale EXF-2481, 674 nucleotides. RefSeq lists its product as uncharacterized. Bases 101 to 448 code for a protein of 115 amino acids. Lineage: Eukaryota; Fungi; Ascomycota; Dothideomycetes; Dothideales; Saccotheciaceae. The transcript has a single exon. The record is from RefSeq and is a predicted model, not a curated record.